Molecule: messenger RNA, 19156 nt
Organism: Pelobates cultripes (western spadefoot toad)
Lineage: Eukaryota; Metazoa; Chordata; Amphibia; Anura; Pelobatidae
Source: the annotation of a GenBank genome assembly
AUGCUCCCCCGUCUAGCGACCAAAAUCAGGGUACCUUACCUAGCAAUCUGCACUCAGACCGCAGCUUCCACUGAUCUUACACGUGAGAGGUCACUGUACCGGCGGUACAUUUCCCGGGCUCAAACAACACCAAACCGACCCACUUGCAGCAGCAACUGGGAGACAGAGGCAGGCAGGAGAUGGACGGUGUAUGCCCCCAUCUGGCGCAACCACCCACCAAGCAUCUAAGCCUCACACGUUAGGCCCACCUGGGCCUUUCCCCCACUGCACCUACCACAGUGGCGGAAGCACGUACACAGCAAGCGGCGACCGACGACUCAGAGCUUCCAUUACCGACUGUGAGACUCGACUGUGAGACCCUCAACAAGGCCAGGGGCAAGAGAAAGGCCACUCUUAGCCCAUGCCUGGGACUGCCUCCGGGCCACCUCCAAGUAUUUCCAUGCCUUGGUAUCGGCUGACACUGCACUCUCUAACCAGGGCUAGCUUAGCAGAGUGCAGCACUUACCCAUAUGCCCUGAGCACCUAAUUACAAAGUCUGGUAAUUGGGUGAAGCAUGCAGUCUUCCAUGGAGUAACUUGUCAAAUUCACGAGCUCCCCUGAUGCCUGCUACUUUUGUUGCUCCAUGUUAUAUCCUUAUCCCUAGCUUGAUUGAUUUCUUAGUUACCAGAGAGAGGAUCUGUGAAUUCUCUUCCACCUUAGAUCAGAGCAGUACAGUUAUAUGCUCAGGAUACAUGGCCACAUACUCAAAUAUACCCUAACAUGCAAUGUUCCUGUUUAGUGACAGCCACCAUGCCUAGCUAAGAUUUGCCCUGGAGAGCCAGAGCUGCAGCAGGGAGACUGCUGGGAUCUCGGGCAGUCCCCCUGGACCUGGAUCGCCGGUUCAGGUGAGUACCCAGGUCAUUUUAACAGCGGACGUGCAGUGUACAUCAGAGGUCAUUAACUGCCUUUUUUUGUCGGACGUACCCUGCGCGUCCUAGGUCGGGAAGGGGUUAAAGAAUAUCUCCAAGCACCAUAACCACUACAGCAGAAAUUGACAGAUCCCAAGUGCCAGGUCACCCUGGCGACCAGCAAUUUAGUCCUGGCGCCUGAGGGCUGUGUGUUCUGUAGGCUGAUGGCGAGGGAGCUGUAAUCUCCCUGCUCUGCUCCCUUGUCACUGCUUAGUGAUGCCGGAAUAUGACGUCAACCUACACAACGCGAAGCCAGUAGCCCACCUUCACUGUCCCCUAACCAACUACCCACUUGACCCCAGGGAAAACCGGUCCAUGCCAGCUCUCCCAAAGUUAGGGAGUCUGGGUGGAAUAGAAUUAAAACAAAUAAUGUGUUUGUGCGUCUGUCUCAAUGUGUGUGUUUGUGCGUCUAUCAGUGUGUUUGAAUCCGUCUCAAUGUAUGUGUUUAUAUUUAGGUGACCAGCUCCCUCUCCGAUCACGGGGGAGUAGUGUUUAUACUCAACUUUUUUUCCACGCCAUCCUAGCCUCCCCACGGCUAGCCAAGCCUCUAUGGCUAAGAAUCACGCUUGAUGAUCUUUGCCAAUCCAAUGCUUUCCCAUAUGAAAGCACCGAGAAGCUAUUGCGCAUGCGCUGCAAAACACUGCGCCAACCAGCAACUCCUCAUAGCAUUGCUGCUACUAGAGGUAUCACUAGGCGUCAAUAUAAACACUGCCUUUUCUCUGAAAAGUCAGUGUUUACAUUGAAAAGCCUGCAGGGACAGGUUAUAGACAUCAGAACCACACAUUAAACUGUAGUGGUCCUGGUGACUAUAGGGUCUCUUUGAAAAUAAAGCUUUGUAAGUUUAAAAAAACCUGGAUCCAACCUUUUUUAGCUGGCUCCUAGUUCCAAAGCAAAUUUGUCAAGCCCUGCACUACAGCACAGGAGUUAUGUCCAACCCUCCAUGUAUGUAGUAAAACCAUUUUAGAGCAAUUGAGAACUUCAGUGCAGAGCUUAGCUCAUUGGCUGAGAGUACCAAUGAGCUGAUACUCCCAGCCAAUGAUCUGGCUGUAAUGGAUCUUGAACGAUUUGGAUCCCUCAGCUUUUUGCCAAGGGAUCUGUUAAUCCUUUAACCCUCAACCCCCCCCAAAUAAUUUUUUGUUCCCCAGAGCUUUCUUUAACUUUAUCCCGCCAUUACUGUUACUUUCAAAUCUUAUUUCAGGACGCUGCCAUCUUCAGGUUUCUGAGUAUAUAUAGAUGGGCAUGUGAGUGAAAUCACGCCCAACUCACAGAUGCAGCUCCACCUGAUUUAUGUCCCCCCCACCCUCAGGGUCCCACUCCCGCUGGGAUGAAGGGGGAGGAAGGGCUUAAACGCUUACCUUUCUCCAGAGCCGGGGACCCUCCUCCCUCUUCCGACGCCAUCCGCCGAAUGUGCAUGCGCGGCAAGAGCCGCACGCGCAUUCAAACAGUCCAUAGGAAAGCAUUUCUGAAAAUCACAGUGAGAAGCGCGGAAGCACCUCUAGCGGCUGUCAAUGAGACAGCCACUAGAGGCUGGAUUGACCCUAGUGUAAACAUAGCAGUUUCUCUGAAACUGCCAUGUUUACAGCUGCAGGGUUAACCCUAGAUGGACCUGGCACCCAGACCACUUCAUUGAGCUGAAGUGGUCUGGGUGCCUAUAGUGGUCCUUUAACUCUAGCAAUUGCGUGAAACGAUCCGUAACACGGCACUGAAGGAAGGCGAGUAUACAGACCUUAUGUCUAUGACAAAGGCCAUGGAGCCAACUAAAGCUCCACCCUUUGUUAUACAUAAGGAAUUGUAGUUGGGAAGGCAUCAUUUCAGGGGUAGAAAAAGGAGCCAAUUAAGAAAGAAGGUGUUGGGACAUGCCAAGGUAAAAUUAAAAAAAAAAAAAAAAGUGACAGUUUAUUUCUAGUAGUUAUUAGCUAUAUCAUGCAUUAAAUGGACACUAGAUCCACCAAGACAACUUUAAGGGUUGUAGGGACACUACACUUAUAGGGAAACAAUAGUCACCAAAACAACUUGAGCUUAAACAAGUAGUUUUGGUGUAUAGAUCUCACUGCUCAAUUCUUUGCCAUUUAGGAGUUAAAUCACUUUGUUUAUGCCGCCCUAGUCACACCUCCCUGCAUGUGACUUGCACCACCUUCCUAAACACUUCCUGUAAAGAGACAUCUAAUGUUUACACUUCAUUUAUUGCAGUCUGUCUGACCUAGAUUUUAUUUAUUUAUCUCCUGCUCUAUUAAUAAGCUUAUUUAGAACCUGCAGGAGCCUUUUAGUUUUCAUGCAGGCUGUGUCAGUCACAGCCAGGGGAGGUGUGGCUAGGGCUACAUGGACAGAAAUAAAAUGAUCUAGUUUAACUGAGCAGGGAGACUGCAGGGGCAUGAUCUACACACCAAAACUGCUUCAUUAAGCUAAAGUUGUUAAAUAAAAAGGUCACUGUCCCUUUUAUCUCCCCUUCCAAGUAACGCAUAAUGGACUGUGAGAUACUGUCCCUUUAAUUUACCUCCCCACAGAGAAUAUCUGGUUAUCUUAUUGAUAGAAGCAUUGGAAAGCCUUUAUUUACCAUUAAACACAAGUGGUUUGAUGUUAAUACUCACAGGUGUACCCAGGUCUCACAUGUGGGCGCUCAGUUCACCCCAAGGCUGGGGGGGGAGGGGGGCGAAGCACCAAGCUUAUCUUUAAUAUCAGUACAUCCCAGUGUAUAAUCACUCCAAGCCGGAUCUAUAUCCCCGUCCUCUCCCAACAUCGAGUCCAAAUACAACAAGCGGAGGAAGAAAGACGCACAGGGUCUCAAAAAAUAAAAAAAUAUUGAAAUCUUCCGCCCUUGAAGACUGACCAAUCACAAAACUGCAUCCGGGGUCAGCAUGCGGGAUUCUGCCAACCAAAUAGCAGCCGACAAGGCAAAGGCACGCGAUAGGCCGCGCUGGGCGGCAUUUUUUUAAAAUAGCAGCCUCGCUGAUUGGCUGUGUGCGUUUCACCGAGCUUUGACUGCUGAUAGGCUGCGGUCAUAAGCAGGGUUUCCUCUCUGGCCACGCCCACACACAAGUGGCUGCUUUCCAGGUUUUCUUCGCGUGUAGGCCACACCCACCAGCCGACGUCAGCAGGUUAUUUAAAGGGCAAGGAUGCAGGGUUCCCCUGCUCAGCUGUCAGUACUGCCAUGCAGCGGUAAUAGGAUGGAGUGUGUGUUUAGAGCCAGCUGGCAUGUGUGGAACAAGCACCGUGUUAUUGGGAAUGCCUUAUAGAGUUUUAUUAUUUUUAUUUUAUUGAUCUUUGAUUUAUUGUUUUGGGGGCAUUUAUUAUUAUCAUUGAUAUUUGAAUUGCUUUUUAUAUUUGUGUAUUUGUUUUGGUGAUUCAGUUUACUAUGUGUGGUUUCUUAGUGGGAAACUUGCCUCUUGCUUUCUAGCAAUAAAGCCUUGUACUUUGUACAAAGUAUGGGUCCAGCAGAUUACUGCUGCUUGUCUCUGAGUUAAAGGGCAGCGCUGACUGUUUCAUUACAUGAAGGGAAAAGGAUUACUUUCAGUUUAAUAAGAGUUUAGAAAACUAGUUAUUACAUUUUUGCUAAAUAGUGUUUUCUUCUAUUUGAAUUGUUGCCCUUGGCUGUGUUUAAAAUGGGCAAGGUGUCCAAUAAUAAACCAAUCUCUUGUUUUAGACUCAUGCCAUGUCUCUCUAUCGUUGACCAGUAAUGGUUAAUCAUAAACUCCUAACAAUAGACAAAAGUGGCUUGAAAAAAACCAAAUGGUGUUUAUCUUGGUUUUGGGGUUUUUGUCUGCCCCCUCCCCGCUUUCCAAAAACACAUCUAGUUGUGUAGGAACUGUUGUCUAUUUGCAUUUUCAGUUUUUGUUUUUUUUACUUGGGUGUUCAAAGGGAUACUGUGGGCACUGUAACCUAUUUCGCUCACUGAAGUAGUUAUAGUGUGUGUGUAUAGUGUCCCCUGGUGCGGCCUUCCAUUCUGGGUUUAAACCAUUUUUUUUAAGUUUUAAUGCUAACGCGUUCCUAGCAGCCCAUUCACUCCAUGGUGGUACUGCUUGGGUUGAUCAAAGUAUUGGCUUCAGUUGCUGUGAUUGACUGUGUCAGCUGACAACUUGCAGUCUUUCACUGGGCCCAUUGUUGGUAUUAAUCGGUAUGGCUAGAAGGAAGUGUGCAAGCUCUGCCUUUGCCAUACUUCCAUAAGGGGAUGUGGGAAUCCUAUUUAACGUGAUCAUAAAAAUGUCUCAACGCUGAAUGGAGGCAAUAAGAGGUCUCCCGCUGCUAUAACUACUUCAACUAAAUGAAGUGCCUAUGGUGUCCUUUUAAUUUUAGCUGUAUUCUCAGUGGGAGGAGACUGCAUGCAGUCAAUCAAAAUACAUUUUAAAUUUCAGCACUUUCUCUGCUAUCAUGUUUUUAGAAUAGUGUUGUUGCAGUAAACCGAAUGACCAUUUUUAUGUUUAUGUACUCUUGCAUCAGUUUGCUUCAUAUAAAUUAUUUAAAGAACACCAUAACCACUAACACUCAAUGUAGUGUUUAAGGUGCUAGGAGUGCCCUGGAACUAAUCCUGUUCUAAGUGGUCAAACUGGGUUUGGGUUUUGUUUUUUCUUAUAAGAGGUCCACAACUAAUGCCAGAGGGCUGGAAGAUUCUAAUCCGGAUCUUCUGUUUGUGCUCAUGAACGAAGCUUAUUGGCUGAAGCAUCGGCUGUUCGCUUUGUAACAUGGCAGAUACAACUGACCUAAUUUCAUUAGUUAGUGGGUCAUUCCAUUUUGGAAUAAUAUAUUUUAAAAAGCAUGUUGCUGUGACCUGGACCAUAACUCAUUAAGGGUUAAGCAUCAAUUACUAAGUCUACUUGCUGCAACUCCAAGUCACCAUUAUUGAGGAAUUGUGCCAAAUCAGAUGCUACUCAUAGAGAAGCAAUGACACAUCAUGCAUGUGCAUCUACUCUGAACAGAUCCUCUAAGCACCAUAACUACAGGGCACUAUAGUUAUGAUGCCAGUAUUCCCCUGGUGCUAUCUCAGGGUAAGAAGAUAUUCACCUGACUUGGUGGCACUUCAUUACUUAUGGUCUUGUUAUGCUAAAGCGCAAUUUCAUAUUUCCACAUUAACAUAAAAAUGCAUUCCUAUUUUGCAUAUUCAUUGACUGAGUGUCAGCCAAUGUCCCAGCUUUGUACACUAAGGACAAAAAAUUAAAGGGACACGAGUCACCCAAACAAUUUUAGCUUAAUGAAACGGCUUUGGUGUAUAGAUCAUGCCCCUGCAGUGUCUCACUGCUCGGUUCUCUGCCAUUUAGGCGUUCAAUCACUGUUUAUGCAGCCCUAGUCACGCCUUCCUGCAUGUGAUUUACACAGCCUUCCUAAACGCUUCCUGUAAAGAGUCGUCUAAUGUUUACACUUCCUUUAUUCCAAAUUCUGUUUUAUUUAGAAUUUUUAUAUCCUGCUCAGUUAAUAGCUUGAUAGACCCAACAGGAACCUCCUUUGUGUAAUUAAAGUUCAAUUUACAGAGCAGGAGAUAAACUUUUAAAGUAAAUUAUGUCUGAUGGAAAAUAAACCCUUUUUUCAUGCAGGUUGUAUGAGUCAGAGCCGGGGAAGGUGUGACUAGGGCUGCAUAAACAGAAACAAGUUAUUUAACGCCUAAAUGGCAGAGAAUUGAGCAGUGAGACUGCAGGGGCAUGCUCUAUACACCAAUAUUGCUUCAUGAAGCUAAAGUUGUUUUGGUGACUAUAGUGUCUGUUUAACUCACUUUAACAUAAGGCAGACCAGAAGGGCUGCAUUUGCCCAUCAAAGCCAAUUAAAUGACAAACUAUUUAGAAAUGGCUUGCUGUUGUGGGACUCCUGCCACCAUAAUCACACCAUUGCUCCAUAGAGGCAAUGGUGAUCAGUGUUCCUUUAACGUCCUUUGACCCCUCUGAACUUACUUCAUAAGCAGUGGUUUCAAUGCAUAGUAAGGGUAGCUAUCAUUAAUCUGCACAACGUCUGCUGUAGAAAGCUGUUAACUGAACUUUGACUCCCAGAAGCUUGUAAUAUCGUGUUCAGAGAAAUCUUUUUAUAGAUAAAAUGAGAAACCAUGCAGAUUGGGAGAAUUUUUUAUUUUUUUUUUGACUUUCAGGUCAGUCAUUGGUUCCCCGAGGCACGAAAGGGUUCACUUUGGAUACGUCCCAGGUGUGGCUUGUGCCUGCUGCAUCGGUCUGAUCCUGUAGGCUAAGUGCCUAAAGGAAAGCUGUUCCCUCCGAGGGUCCCAGGGCUUUGAAAGUCUUUCCAUUUUGGUUGACUGUAAGAGCUCUGGGGAAAGACCACCUGUAAGGGAGGCCAGUGCUUUGUAGGGUUUUCGUGAUUGGCUGCAUUGAUUUUCGCCACAAUAAGGUGGCUCUGCUUAAGUCUUGAAAGAAUGUAACUGUUUGCGAUUCAAAGUGUAAUGGAGUCUUCCCCUUCACGGCGUUGAGCCUACGUUUAUCGGCAAGGGUUUGGCAGCAUAGGAUAAUGUCCCGGGGGGCCUUAGUUGGCGCCUGUGAUGAUUUGGCUAUGCGGUACAUGCCGUCAAAGGCAAUUUGUUUUGCAUUUUUUGCAGGUAUGUGUAUGUAUGUAUGUCAGACGAACCUUCUGCCUGGGUCAGCAUGGCUCCCAGGAUCUUUCUCCUCCUUAAAGGGACACUCAAAACAUAACCAUGCUUAUUGCUAUAGUGGUUAUGUUGCCUCGAGUGUCCUGGUGCUGACAUCACUUUCAUGCUGAACGAUGGGGAAUGGUAUAAACCAUGGUUGUACUUGGUGUUCUUAACAUGUAAUACCAUUUGUGUUCUAGAGUAAAAUGGGAUGGAUUACAACUUCCCUUUAAUCUAGCUGUUACGGUACAAAAGUGUCUUUGUGUACAGCAGCAAAUCUUGAUGUUAACGCUAAUCUGUUUUUCUCAGACUACCCCCUCAGCUAGAUGUACGGAUGCCACCCAUGUCCAACCCUCAAACACAGCUGUAUGGGCUGCCACCUACUCUACUCCCAGAACCUUGGAUGCUGAUAAACAGCAGUACUGCCUUGGAGGACCUCUUUGGGUAACCACACCUCUGAUACAUAUCUGAUAUGCUGGCUGCCUGGUAGUGUGUGGGUUUUUCCUCUAAGCAUGGCUCUUAGUAUCUUAAACAAAAAAGAGAGGCUAAAAUGUUUAGUGCUUUAUUUGUAAAUUGAUUUCCUUUUAUUUUUUAAUUUAUUUUUUUAUAUGUUAAACAUUUGUUAGAGGUAUAAACACAAAGAUAAAGCACUGCGCUUACAGCAGCAUUGGCAUCCAACUGCUUAAAAUACAUAGUAAAAACAAAGAAAACAUUACCUGCGCUCUGGACUAAAUCCCCAUGUACAUUUAAACAAAAUGGAGGCUCUUUAGUUUUAUUCCAAUGGCCAUUUGAAUAUAUAAACUCACCUGCCACGUCAAGGCAAGCCUCAAUAGGUGAGUCCUACUCUAGCCAUUAGAUAUGCUGAUAUCAGCCAAAAAUCUCCAGUGAGACAGGAAGGGGUAUUUUAUAAACACUUUCACAUUUAACCCUUUAUAGGGCUUAUACACAUACAAUAAACUUUGCUGGUAUCAGACAAAGUGUAAACAUCUCUAAUGAGACAUGAAGGGGUAUUUUAUAAACCCCUACAUACUUAACCCUGAAUAGGGAUAGAACACAUACAAAUCAUCUUGCUGGUAUCCGCUAAAAGGCAAAUUUCUCUGAGACAGGAAGGGGUGCUGCCCCUACAUACUUAUAAACUCCUAAUAAGACAAACGUGGGGAGGCUGGCAGCAAUUAGUGAUAUCGCAAACCGUUCGCGAACUUUCUGCGAACGGCUCGCCAUGGUUUGCCACGAACCAUUCGCGGCGAGCUCCGGUCAGCUGACACAUCCUGGCCAAUCUCCAGCAGACCCUCCCUCCCAGACCCUCCCACCUCCUGGACAGCAUCCAUGUUGAAGCUGGAUGCUGUCCAGGACGUGGGAGGGUCUGGGAGGGAGGGUCUGCUGGAGAUUGGCCGGGAUGUGUCAGCUGACCGGAGCUUGCCACGAACGGUUCGCGGGAAGUUCGCGAACGGUUCGCAACAUCACUAGCAGCAAUGUAACAUAGCUGUGUGAUACAAAAUUCAUAUAAAACUGAAUAGCCUCCAUUUUCUAACAGACAUCUAGGGCUUGCCAGUGGGAUGGAAGUUCAUAGUAGGGAAAUAUAUCGGAAGCUCUUACCUUCGGUAGCUAUAGCUAUAUUUAGUUAGUUACUAUAUGUCUAGUAUGGUUUAGUUUUGUUACCUUAUUUUAUUUUUAUCUAUGGGCAUGAAAAGCCCAUCACAACAGAAACGGCGACACUGCACGGCAUAAAAGAACCUGGCAUAACCUUAUCAAACCGCUUCUUUUCUGUAUAAUGCAUUGUAUGUCUGUCACUAUUGGCCCCUGCGUGAGCCACUGAAUACUGCCAUGCCGUAAAAAAAAACUGAAUAGCCUCCAUUUUGUUUAAAUGUACAUGGGGAUUUAGGCCAGAGUGCAGGUAACGUUCUCUUUAUUUGUUAGAGGUAUAUUUGAGGGAUGAUCUGCCUUGAUUGUCACUGAACUAUUAAAGUGUAUUGCCUCAAACGGCUGUAGUCCCAAUGAUGAGACUAGCCACCUUAGUCAGACUUGCUAAAGGCUUGCAGUUAUGCUAUUGAUAUAGCCUGACUUUCCUUUUUUCUUUUUUUGUAUUGACAAUGGUCUUUGUAUACAUGGGCUUACGCAGAAGCCCAAACAGUGGUACAAAGCGGUUGACAUACAAGAACUGUUUCCAUGGCACAGUGUCAUAUCACAUGUCUAUUGCCUUGUAUAAAAGGUUCCAAUCAAUGGUUUUCUGUUCAGUCACACUGUGUUUAUUUAACAUCUUUAACAUUUAACAUAAACAAUAAUUAAAACUAUGCUGCUUAGUGCCCGACUUUCCUUUUCAUACAACAAAUCUGUUGUACAGUGUGUCUUCCAGAUCACGUUUUCUUGGUGCUCCAGGGUUAGUGUCAGAGAUAGAUUGCUACCAAAAUCAAAGUAUACCACAAACAAGGUAAGUACAAUACGAGGAAGCCACCCACAGACAAUAACCAUUAUUGUUUAAAGGGGGAUCUUAUUUAUGUUGUCUAAUAUUUUGGCUGGAUAUACACCUAUUGGUAUUUAACAGUGUUUGUUUUGUGAAUUACAGGUCCACAGUUUAUGAAUCCUCCUGUAAAGUGCAAAACCAUAGAGUGGAUGUAGUUAGUGUUGGUGUUGAUACAGAGUUGGACCUCUUGGAACUGGAUCAGUCAAGAAUCAGGUUUGCUAUACUUGAGCAGGAAGAACUAUGGUGAUAAAUAGUACCAUCUACAUUUUUGCAUACAAUAGCAGUAAUCUUGAAAUGUUAUUCUAAAUCUUGCACUAUAAUGCAGUGGAAUCCGAGUACUUGUCAAACAUUGGAUAUCUCUUUAUCAAAAAAUUAGAUGCACAGGUAAAAAUAGAUGCUAUGAACUAGUAUCUCAUCACUCGAUGCCCCCAUAUAGGUCCAAGCAUGCCAAGAACAGUUGCAGACACCCCUCCCCACAUCUGUAUGUACAAUUUGUAUAAAGGUUUAAAGGGACGCUCUAAGCAUCAAAACAAUUUUAGCUUAAAUCAGUGGUGUGGUGUAUAGAUCAUACCCCUGCAGUCUCACUGCUUAGUUCUGACAUUUAGGAGUUAAAUCACUUUGUUUAUGCAGCCCUAGCCACACCUCCACUGCAUGAGACUCUGUCUCUGUACACACUUGCUGAAAGCACAGUGUGUUUAAUUUAGAAUUUUUAUUACCCUGAGAGUGCAGCUGCCUCCCAUGUGUGAUUAAAUUUCUCUUAACAGAGCAUGAGAUGUGUCUAAAGUAAGGUUGCAUAACUGCCAGGGUAGAUGUGUUUGUUUAUGCAGCCCUAGCUACAAGUGCUUUGACUCCUAAAUUGCAGAGAAUUGAGCAAUGAAACUGAAGGGACAUGAUCUAUAUACAUAAACUGCUUCAUUAAGCUAAAGUUGUUUUGGUGCACAGUGUCAUUUUUUUACGUGUAUAUGCAGAUAAACUUUGUGUGAUAAAAGGUCUACCCCGUCAGAAGCAAACUACAAAUUGACAUCUUAUAUUUGUGUCCACCUCUCAUAUGUAUUGUCAACAGUUCCCCCAAGUUGCAUGGUUCUGCCCACCUUGAAACAGAUGAAGCUAUUUUACAGAGACGGCAAAAGCAGAUAGACUAUGGCAAGAACACGCUUGGUUAUCAACGGUAUAUUGAACAAGUCCCCAAGUAAGUCUUUCUGAACAAUAACUACCUCCAGGUAACAGGAAAGCUAUAAUAUAUCUGCAAUCUGACUUCUUACAGAUAACAGACUUUCAGAAAUAUGUUGUACUGCUGUAUUGUAAAGUAAACACUCCAGACCCCUAAAGAAUUUUAGCUUGCUGAAGUGAUUAAUGUGUGAAUAGUUGCAUGAUUAAGGCUCUGUGGAGCCGAAACGUUGCACUUAUUUCUUGGUGAGGUGGUGAACCCACAAAUAAAACUUGCCUUCAUAAUCCUGGAGUGCUGCCUGUGUUCUUCCUUUUUCAAUUAUAUGUGAAUAGUGUCUUCCUCCCUCUUCCCAUUUUAAAGUGCACAGUUCAGUAGAAAUUGGCACUUUUAUAAAUUAAUCUUGUAUCCCUUUAGCUGUCAAUCAGACAACUGGUUCUGUUACUUCCUUGUUUAAUUCUGUAAACUAUGCACACGCACCUGGCCUUCCACCUGAUCUAAAAGAAAACCUGUUUCAUCCGAGCAGGCAACCUUCUUCCGUUGCUCCAUGGUUCAGUGCUAAAGCUGAAGUCCCCAUUGAAGGAGUUUUUGUUUAUGGACAGGGGUCAUCAUCAGGGCCGUCUUUAACGCGGGGCAAACAGGGCAGCUGCCCCGGGCCCUGUCCCUGCUGGGGGGCCCGAGGUAACUGCCCUGUUUGCCCUCUGCCCGCAAACUAUGGGGGCCCAUUGGGUGGCCCAUGCACUUAGGGCCACCGAGUGGGCCUGUGUCAGCAGGGGCCCGGUCGGGCGCUGUGGCGCUUUAACAGCGCGACCAGGCCCUUGCUUUUCGGCAGCACUGGGAGGAAGUGACAGCCGUGCGUCACUUCCUCCCACAGAAACAGGAGCCGUGCGGGAGGAAGGAGGACCAGCUGUUCCGGAGGGGGCCAGGCCGGGAGAGCUUAACUCCCAGUCACCCCAGCCAGCCCACUGAACCCCAGGGAAGCCACCCUCCAGAAAAAGGUAAACUGGAGGGUGGUUAUCAAAUUUUGCAUGAGUGUGUCAGUAUGUGUGUAUGUCUGUUAGUGUGCCAGUAUGUCUGUCAGUGUAUCUGUAUGUCUGUGUGUGUGUCUGUCAGUGUCUGUGUGUUUCAGUAUGUCUGUAUAUGUGUGUAUGUCUGUCAGUAUGUCUGUGUGUGUCUGUCAAUGUCUGUGUGGUUCAGUAUGUGUGUUUCAGUAUGGCUGUCUGUGUGUCAAAAUGUCUGUAUGUGUGUUUGUCUGUCAGUGUCUGUGUGUAUGUGUUUCAGUAUGUCUGUAUGUCUGUCAGUGUGCCAAAAAAUCUGUCAGUGUCUGUGUGGUUCAGUAUGUAUUUGUGUAUGUGUUUCAGUAUGCCUGUCUGUGCGUGUCAAAAUGUCUGUACGUGUGUAUGUCUGUCAGUGUCUGUGUGUUUCAGUAUGUCUGUGUGUGUGUGCCAGAAUGUCUGUAUGUCUGUCAGUGUCCAUGUGGUUCUGUAUGUCUGUUUGUCAAUAUGUCUGUCAAUGUCUGUGUGUAUGUGUGUUUCAGUAUGUCCGUCUGUGUGUAUAUGUGCCAGUAUGUCUGUCAGUGUAUCUGUAUGUCAGCGUCUUUGUGUAUGGGUUUUUCAGUAUGACUGUCUGUGUCAGUGCGUCUGUCAGAAUGUGUCUCUGUAUCUGAAUGUUUUCCGUUUGUGUGUGUGUAUCUGUAUGUGUCAGUGUUUGUAUCUGUAUAUCUGCAUGUAUUUUAGGUUGUGUAUGUGUGUGUCUGGAUGUGUGUCAGUGUGUGUGUGUGUAUCUAUAUGUAGUCAAUGGGUGUACCUUUGUAUCUGCAUGUAUGUCAGUGUUUAUAUCUGUGUGUAUGUCUAUGUGUGUGUCAGUGUAUCUAUAUGUAGUCUGUGUAUCUGUAUGUUCUUGUGUGUAUCUACAUGCGGUCAGUGUGUAUCUGCAUGUGUGUCAGGUAGUGUAUCUAUAUAUAGUCAGGGGACCCAAGUAAAUGCUUGCCCAGGGUCCAAUCAAAAUUAAAGACGGCCCUGUUCAUCAUGGGCACUCUGACUGGUUUGUGGCUACACAGCAAACUGCAAUGCACUCUGUGUUCUGGCACCAUUUUAUCAUGGUCAGCAUUUAAGGGACACUAUUGUCACCAGAAAAACUACAGCUUAUUGCAUUUGUUCUGUUGAGUAUAAUUCCCUUCAGGCUUUUUGCUAUAAACACUGUCUUUUCAGAAAAAAUGCAGUGCAUUACAGCUUAGGGACACCUCCACUGGCCACUCCUCAAAUGGCUGCUAAAGCUGCUUCAUUGGGCAGUGCUGCAGAGUAAGCAGCACUGCCAUUCAGUAUCUCCACCCUGUGCAUGCAGACACUGUACUUUCCUCAGAGUUGCAUUAAUGCAAUUAAUCUCUGAGGAGAUGUUGAUUGGCAAGGGCUGGUUGACUGUUGCUGGCUCUGCCCCUGAUCUGCCUCAUUGUCAGUCUCAGCCAAUCCUAUGGGGAAACAUUGUGAUUGGCUCAGGCCACCACUACUUAUGUCAGCAGACAGAGGCAAUUCACAGGCAGAGGCAGCAGCUUUAAACUUGAAUACAAGUAAGAUUUUACUAUGUUUUGGGGGGUGGUGUUGUUAACGGUAGUUUUAAUACUACAGGGUCAGGAAUACAUUUUUGUUUUCCUGACCCUAUAGUGCUUAUUUAAAUUUCUACGCAAGUUGCGCUACAGGUUGCUAUUCUCUGUGAUCAGCUUAAUGAAUGUGGGAAGCAAAGGCAAGCAGAUUUGAUUCCCACAUGCAUCAGUGAGCCUUGGCAUGAUCUUGACACUGGUUCCAUUUGUCCUUCCUUGGACCACUUUUGGUAGGUACUAACCACUGCAUACCAGUAACAUCCCACAAGAAUUGUAAUUUUGAAAAUGCUCUGAUCCAGUUGUCACAAUUUGACUAUUUGACACUUGUCAAAAUCACUCAGAUCUUUCGCUUGCCCAUUUUUCCUGCUUCUAACACAUGAAAUUCCAGAACUGACUGUUCACUUGCUGCCUAAUAUAUCUUACCCAUUGACAGGUGCCAUUGUAACGAUAUAAUCUGUUAUUCACUUCACCUGUCAGUGGUUUUAAUGUUGUGGCUGAUCUGAUGUCAAGAUCUGGACGCCUCAAUUUUCUCCCCUGUCCAUGAUGUCUGCAGUUUGCCCUUCUGAGGGAUUAUUUUGACUGAUGGAUUGAGGGUAAAUUAUCUUAGCAACUGAACUUUGUUAAAGUUCCUCCUAUUGCCACUCAUAAGUAUUCCCUAUACAGGUAUUUUAUUUUUAGAAUUUUAGAGAAUAAGAACAAAGGGAAGCAGAGGGACAAUAGAUUAAAGGGCCACUCCACCCCCAUAACAAGUUUAUAUUAAUGGAGUCUUUAUGGGGGCAGGGGGGCUGUAGUCCAUGGGCACAGUCUUGCUUUUCGUGGUUAAACUUUUUUUAUGAACGGUUUAUUCCAAAAGUUGCUCCUCCAGUGUGCCAGUCUUAGCUGCCUCCUCAAAGCCAGUGCUCUGAUCUGGAUGGUUUGGCUUGGACUCUAGUAAUGGAUUGAGAGCAGGUUAAAAACAAAACCUGCAAAAGCUCUAAUUCACUACUGCAGGAGUGCCAGGGUUAAAUAUAAAUGGAAAUAGAGCACAUUCCCAAUGCAGAGGCCAGGCAACAGCAAUACCAGUUGAUUUCCAAUAACGUGUCUCAAUAACAGAUGGCCUUCUGUGUAAGUAAUAGCGACGCUUCUUAUUAAAGGAUGUGAAGCAUUUUCAGGAAGCAUGUGUAUAUUGCUCACUAUACAGGGAGCAGAGAAAGCCAGGAAUUCACCCUCGCAGCCCAAACAAGUACAAGAAAUACAGCCGGCGCUCAUGGGAUAUGCAAAUCAAACUCUGGAGGCGUGCACUUCAUGCAUGGGAUCCACCGUUAGAACUCUCAUUUGAGUAAGUAUCAUCUGCAGUGUCUGGCAAGCUUUCUGUUUAAAGGAUUUGUGGGGUUCUAUGGUUUGACUUUAUUUAUCGUUUAUGUCUACAGCAGUAUUAGUGAUGUGUUCAGAUGGCAUUAACUGGUAUCAAUACUCUGAGAAUUUCUUGAUGACCGUGACCGGUUAAUGCAAUUUUUUUUUAUUUCUUUUUUUCCUUUCAAUAAUUUAAAAGGUACAGCAAAGUCCCAUUUACCCAGUCAAUGUUGGUUUUGUCCUUUUUUGGCCUUAAAUGAGUCUAAAGCUGAGAUUUAUUUAUUUUAUUUAAAUUUUGUAUAAGCAUUUCAAAUGAUCACAAUUUGUUGGGAAAAGUUUCAAAAUUAUUUAUCUACAGUAGUAGCCACUAAAGUCUGUGCCAUUUUGUAAAGAAAUCAUUUGAAAAGUUUUUCUAAUGGAUUGUGAUCAUUUUGAAAGGUUUAUCCAAAAGAAUGAAAGACUGUUUACUAUAAGGCCAAAAAAGGACAUUUGUCCGAUGUGCUCGAUCAAUCCUUUUAUAAGUGACCUCAUAGGAAACUAAGGCUUUUUUUUUUUUUUUUUUGGAUAAGCUUUUCAGACUAUCACAAUCUGUUUUAAAUUGACAUAACUACAAAAUUCUCAGAUUUUGAUGACCACUGUAGAUAAAUAAUCUGAAGUUUGUUUGGUUUUUUUUGUGUCUAAAAAGCGGAUCCAAAAGAAUUAAAGGCCAAAGCAAGUUUACUGAGGAUAUCCAUCUUCUGUGUAUUAAAUGCCCAUAUAUUCUAAGUGUAGCAUUAAAAUAGUAAUAUUUAUAUUCUAAUUAAGUGUGGGUGGUGGUAAGGGGGAUUUUUAUCAUUUCCGGUCUAGUGCAGACAAAUACUGAACUUUAAGCCUUUCACGACCACAACCAAGUCACGCACCCUUUUGGAGUAGGGUGUAUUGUAUUCAACUAAUAUUUCAUGUACAGUUAUUAUUUUAAAUGAUAGAAUUUUGUUAGUAAACUUUUCAAUUAUCUAAAACCAAUGUUUAUUCUACCCUCUCCCCCUCCCUCUCCUUCAUUUGCUCCUCCUGGCUGUAAAUACCUUCAUAUAACUGUUCCAUCUCCAUCUUUGUUCUUUAGGUCUCACUUCACACUCCCAGAACCAGCAAUUCUGAAAUCUCAAUUUUUUUCUCAACACAACCCUCCCCACCCCUCCCCUCCCCUCUUCCUGUCCACCCAGGUUUCUCUCAAAUAUAUAGCAUGCUCCUCCCUCAAUUACCUCCUCAUUCCCUUUAUAUUUUACCAAUAUACUGCAACUCUGAACUUCUAGCCAUCACUUCCAAAUUCACCCCCGCUACCCCUUGUCUCAAAUCUCCAUUCUAUCCUCUAGAUCAGGGGUCAGCAACCUAUGGCACUCGAGGUGCCUUUGCACGGCACUCAAGACUGCCAGAGCCAAACAGGCUCUGUUCUACCAGGAGUCCCAUUGGGACGUCAGAUAUUUGCUACUGAAACCCAAGUUGUGAAGGACAACCCUCAAUUUACGCAUUGCAGCACAUGGAGGUAGUGAUUACUUCCUCUCAGUACUUGUGAAUGGGAAUCCACACUGGAGUAGAGCAGCCUGCAGCACCUUCCGCAGCUCCUACCCUUGACCUGUACCUGGUCAGCUUGGUCGCAAUCUAGAUCUCAUGGAAGCCAUCCACACUGCUAGAUAUACAGAGCUGUACAAGAAGCCCUUUUUCAUGCAGAUAAUAGACUGCUCACACACACAAACUCACACAGUCCCCACAAACACAACACCACUGACAAUCCAGAUACACGCACACACAACCCCACAAGCAGCCCCCACACAUUCAAUAAGUAUCAUACACAAAACCGUAAACUCUUUAUGAACAUAUACAACAUAACAGCCCACAUAUGCACAAAUAUGUUUCAAAGCAACUUCAGCAUCCAUAAGUAACACAAGAACAAUACGGCAACAUGCACACCUCCUUUUUAAAUAAAAAUGUACCGGCAUGACGGACUUCAAGAGCUUGUUUUGGCACGGUACUACCAAAAGGUUGCCUACCCCUGCUUUAGAUUGUAAGCUCACAGGCUAUCUAGCUAAGCACUUUGUAUAAGAGGUUUAAUGUCUAGAUCUCAGCUUAUUAAGCAGGACCCUCUCUACCUUUUUGUAUUUCUGUGUAUAUUGUACAUUCUCCCCUAAUUGUACAGGGCUGCAGAAUAUGUUGGCGCUUUCUAAAUACCAGUAAUAAAUUAAAUGGCGGAGCUCCAAUACCGCAACUGGGUAUCUCCGCUGAUUUCUCCUCGUAGCUAAAAGUGCUGGUCAGUGAUUAUAACUUACCACCGUGACUAAACGACACAUGGUUCUGGGAGUACAACUGUUUUUGAGUUGAAGACAGCCUUUUAUGCACAGACUCCUAGCAUGAGGUCUCCAUUCAGGACAUGCGGUGCCUACCCAGGCGCCUCUGUGUCUGGGAGAUAAUGGAGUUGCUGCCGGCUACACUAAUUAUUUCCUGGAUACAAAGUGCCUAACAUAAAUAACACCCCAAAAUGCAGGAAAAGCACACAGGAACCUCACAUAUCAUACAUCCCCAGAUAGCUCUGGUUCAAGAGCCCAUGUUGGCAAAAAAGCGCCUGGAUGCAUUAAGAUAUGCCCAGUUGCCUUGGGGUAAAGUUCUGACCGCACACUAGGUUUAAGCCCAAAAUAGUUCCACGAAUGGGGCUUUUGCCAGUGAAAUGUUGGGGCCUCCUGUGGUCCAACUAAUGGUGGCUCCCCCUGGUUCUCUGGGAACUACUGUUCCAUUUAGUCUGUAGUACCUUCCCUCCAAAUAGUGCUCUCCUGGCAGGUCAGGAAGUGGGGCAAAACCGUGAGCCAAAGUGACCAGCCACCGCUAUACCAAGUGACCGAUUUUGUGGUUUCAGAAGGUUUGCGGCGAUUUGCUGCUGGUAACCUUUCAGUAGUUUGAGUGCAAAUGCCUGCCAGGGAACGGGAGCAUUUGUUAAUUGCAUUCUGUAGAAGGGAAGGCACUGAACCAAGGGAGAUCGUUCCUUUGGGGGAGAAGGUAGGGGGAUAGAGGACAGGGGCCGGCACACUGAUUAACAUCAUGCUGCCAGAAUUGUAGGAUGGUUGGUUAAACUCAUUUAUAUCAUGACAGCAGCCUUUCGUCAAUAUUCAAGUCUAUUUACAAACUAAUAGUCACGUAUUGAUGUGGAUCAGUGAUGUUAUAUGAUCUUUUAUAAAGAACUCCUCGUGCGUUCUCUAGAAAAAGUUGAAUAUUUUUACACCUGUUUAAAAAUUCAAUAAAAAAUUGCAAUCACAAACUACUAGUAAAGCAUCAUAGAUAUUUUCCAUUUACAGAUUUGAGCCAAGAUUUAAAUUUCAUUUAUUUAAAAGGUUGUCAUCAAUAUGGAUUUCUUGACUGAUGCUGAAAUGGUGCUUCAUCAGGAGGUGCCCAGCCUUGUAUGGUUCUAAUACUUAAGAUACACUGCAGAAAUAUGUACAUUAUGUAUUAAAGGAACACUAUAGUCACCAGAACAACUCUGAAUGGAGACACUGAACUUUACUCAUAGAUGCAUUGAUUCAAUGCAUCUCUAUGAGAAGCUGAUUGGCCAGGACUGUUUGACUUGUGCUGGCUCUUCCCCUGAUCUGCCUCCUUAACAGUCACAGCCAUUCCAAUGCUUUUCUAUGGGGAAGCAUUGUGGUUGGUCUGAUCAACAAUUCUGAUUUCAGCCAAGGGGCAUAGCCAGCACCAGCAGACUGGAAUGAAGGUAAGAUUUUAAUAUAUUUAGUGUGGCAAGGGAAGGAUCUGAGGGCUAGAUGUUUUAAACACUUUAGGGUCAGGAAUACAUGUUUGUGUUUUUGACCAUAUAGUGUUCCUUUCAUAUUUAUAUGUAUUUCUCCAAGAUAUCCCAAACAAUGCUGCCAGUGUGAUUACUGGACCAUUUUUAUUUCCCUUCCUGAAGUUUGGCUAAAGUUGUGUGUUACAAAAGAUGGGUUAUGACCUUGUUUACCUACCCUCUAGAAAAGAAUGGAGUAAUUCCACAGAAAAACUACUAGAAUCGUGGUUUGGAGGCAAAGAACCAUUACAGACUCUGAAGCCUGAUCUAAUUAAUCUACAGGUACAAGUUGAUUAUAUACAAUAA